GAAAACGAUAAACCUAGGCACAUCACAUGACUCAUCUCUCCGCAAGACACGGAAGGACUCGUCAGAAACGCAACUUCGUCCGAGGGAUUCGGCUUGCGAGCUCAAGUGCGGCGAUUAUAGACCGUGUCCUCCGGAACGGGCAGAACCCUUUUCUGCCUGCCUACUCAACAAGGAACCAUCAUGCAACCACUUAGACAGUACUGUACGGUCGCACAGCGCGCACCUACCAAUUUCUGGACGAUAGAAGUCAUGGCAGUAUCGAGCGGAUUCACGGCGAUAUCGGCUUCCGAAUAGGUCGUCCUCGAUACGUUCCUGCGGGGCACCUUGGUCUUGCCUCAGUCCUGGAAGCAACAGUAAUUACACAUGCCGUCUAGCGGGAACUCAGAUAUUCGAAGAGCGAUAGCUUUGUUUGAAUGAGGGAAAUAAGAUAUAAGAUCCAUACACUCGGUCGUGGGAGGGACAGCUCCGUCGCUACCGAAUACGUUCUGAACGGCAUGCCUUCCUCCAUUUAUGAGGGUGAUCCCGACAAGAAACUCGCUUCGACCCAUAUCGAGGACAUCGUUCAACCUGCAGCUUACGAAGGCAACAACAAGUCUUACGCCGAGGAUGGGGCCCAUCGACCCGUCACAGUUGCCGGCACUAUGGGUCAGGAUCCCGAACAAAGACCUGAUAUCCGUUGGACAGCUUGGGCGAUCUUGUUUCUUUGCGCUAUGGCUCAGUUUCAGAACACCUUUUUCGGUAUCGCUCCGGCUGCAAAUGCCUAUCCUAUUGCCGGCGCUUUGAACGGCAUGGACAAACGGAUUUGGAUCGUUCAGGCGCAAGGCAUUCCAUCGAUCGUCACAGGGCCGAUCAUUUCCAUUUUCUCCGACCUGUAUGGACGAAAGUGGAUUGUUCUCGGAGCUUGGGGACUCUUCUGCAUCUCUUCCAUCGUCGCCAUGACAGCCCAAUCCAUAAACGUCUUGAUCUUCGCCCAGACUUUGUCAGGCUGCGCGGCAGGAAUUUCCGGUAUAAUGUUUGCUACCGCUUCUGAGGUUCUGCCUAGCAAAUACCGAUCCCACGCGCAGACCGCCGUCAACUGUUUGGCUGGACUCUCCUCGAUUCCGGCUUUACUGGGAAUGGCAGCUGCCACAGGCAAUGAUCCCGUUAACGGUUGGAGAUGGAUCUUUAGGACACAACUCGUUCUCAGUGCAAUCGUGUUUAUCGGUUUCGCACUCAUCUACCGACCACCUCCUCGGACUGUAGAGUACGUUCCCAUCAAGGAGCGCUUCAGGCGAUUAGACUGGAUCGGCUACUUGUUCUUGAUGGGAGGCUUGGUGCCUAUGCUUAUGGGUUUCGCUUGGGCGUCUGACCGAAAUUAUGGGUGGAAGGACCCCCAUGCAUACGGCUGCGUUGCGGCUGGAAGUGCUAGCUUUAUCAUCUGUCUUAUCUAUGAAUGGAAGGGUACCGAAACCGGGUUCCUGCAUCACUCGCUCUUUCAAGAUGGCCGCAAUUUUCCGAUUGCCAUCUUCGUCAUCGCCGUCGAGGGUUCGCUCUUCUACCUCAUCAACAAUAUCUACCCCUCUCAAGUGUUUACGAUCUGGGUACCGGCCGGCGGUGUAAAGGCUGGCGCCCAUCUUCUUCCCUUCUUCAUGGUUUGCACGGCCAUUUCACCCUUGAUGUCCCUCUAUGUGACUAGGAGAUCCGAUAUCAAAUGGCCUAUUUGCGCUGGGUUCAUCUUUUUCAGCGUAUCCGUCAUCGGCUUUGCUAUGAGUGGCACCAAUGUGAAGCUGGGCCUAGUCUUCAACGCUUUGGCUGGCGUUGGAUUCGUCGCUCCGCUGGUCUUGGUGAUGACGAUGGUGCAGCUCUCUACCCCUCCGCUCUUCAUCGGCGUUGCUUCAGCCUUGACCAUUUCAGCUCGAACUCUGGGUGGUACCGUUGGAUAUGCCAUCGCAGAAGUGAUCUACAAUAACAUCUCGGAUGAUAAGAUUCCGGGCUAUAUCGCAUCUGCUGUGAUUCCUCUGGGUUUCAACCCAAGCAAUCUGGGAUCCUUGAUCGGUGCUUUGCUUUCACAUGGGUCGACAUCCUCGAUCCCCGGAAUCACACCACGAAUCCUGGGCGCGGCCAUGGGCGGUAUGGCAUCGGCUCAAGCAUAUGCUUUCAGGAUCACUUGGUUCGCCUUCCUUCCUGCCACCGUCAUCGCAGCUGCGGCCGCUGCCUGCUUCAGAAACCCCAAGGACCGCAUGAAUUGGAUUGUCGACGCUCCGCUUGAAGCAAAACAUGCAGAUCAAUCGACGGAAGGCAAACUGUAG
This is a messenger RNA of Filobasidium floriforme, 2288 nucleotides long. RefSeq names its product major facilitator superfamily domain-containing protein. Lineage: Eukaryota; Fungi; Basidiomycota; Tremellomycetes; Filobasidiales; Filobasidiaceae. The coding region runs from base 414 to 2288 and encodes 624 amino acids. Gene Ontology annotation, molecular function: transmembrane transporter activity. The transcript is spliced from 17 exons. The record is from RefSeq and is a predicted model, not a curated record. Gene Ontology annotation, biological process: transmembrane transport. Gene Ontology annotation, cellular component: membrane.